Messenger RNA from Oncorhynchus masou masou (cherry salmon), 4172 nucleotides. RefSeq names its product OMA1 zinc metallopeptidase (gene oma1). NCBI's taxonomy places the organism in Eukaryota, Metazoa, Chordata, Actinopteri, Salmoniformes, Salmonidae. Gene Ontology annotation, molecular function: metalloendopeptidase activity. Gene Ontology annotation, biological process: protein quality control for misfolded or incompletely synthesized proteins; mitochondrial protein processing. The record is from RefSeq and is a predicted model, not a curated record. Gene Ontology annotation, cellular component: mitochondrial inner membrane. The transcript is spliced from 9 exons. The coding region runs from base 1032 to 2606 and encodes 524 amino acids.
AUUAUUUUAGACGCACAAGACAGUUCCUAUGAGUUUGACUUGCAGAGGACGGUCAAAGUAAAUUAAUAAAGGUUGAAGUCGAAUUCCUUAACCGGACUCGUCGACUGUCCGUUAAAAGGUCACUAAUCUAAAAGGUCACAACAACAAAAAUGUAUUGUUAAAGUCGUUUAUUUAUUGUUUACUUCCAAAUAUUACAGCCUAAUUUCAAUAUCAUAAAAAAUAGUUGUCAUACUUGCUUCCGGCAUAGGAAAAGGACCUGAGCCUUUUCAGUGCUUUGGUGAGGGGGGAUCUCAUCUGAAGAGGCAGGAGACCUCAGUCUCCCACUUGACCUGUCCUCUGAGCAUGAGGGCUCAAUAUUCUCUGCAGUAAAAUACAUCAUGGCAAUUCUUGGUACAGAUAAAAUACCUUUCCCAAUUGUUCAAGGAUGAGAAUAAGGGGUUUGCUUAUGUUGUGAAGGGCCGUCCUCACCGUCAUUACAUGGUGGUUUGUGCUGUGUUUUAGCCUUUUGCUUCUUGGUAGCAGUGGCACAAGUUUUCUGGUGCUUCGGGCAUAUUUUGGUGGGGGCUUGGGUAGACCUUUGCCUGAAAAUAAACAUAGAAGUGCAAAAUAACAUCCAGCCUUUUCUACACACAUGUUAUGCAGUUAACUUUUAUUGAUGUGGGAGAAGGCUUCUCAAAAGUCAGCCAAACACACAUACCAAACUUUAAUCAAAAAUUCUUCAACAUGCCAAAGUUAACCUCCCGAGCCACUACCCCCCCUAGCCUGGAAAUACAGAGGGAUUUCAGCUCAGUUAAAAAUUACAAAUAAAAACAAUUAAUUACAUUAGUAUUGAAGUUUUAGGGCUCUGUUCAAUUAGUAAAGCUCAAGUGUUUCCGAGUUUACUGUGAAUGCAGUCUCCGCUACAGCAGGAACAUCGCUUUUACAUUUAAAUCUUUUGGGGUGGUGGGAAUGGGCUUCCAUAGUCAAGGACUGUUCUUCCAUAGGCUGUCACCUGGGCGUUUCAGGAAGUGGUAUCUUCUCAUUCAGGAACCAUGGAGUUGUUGUGUGCCCGUCUCAUGAGGAACCAACGCCGUUGCCUACCUGCCUACCUGUCUAGAAGCUUUCAAACCUCCCAUUGCCGACAGAGACAAUCAACAACCAGGAGUACAUUACCUUCAACAGAACUCUACUCAACCAACACAUGUCGGAUUCUACGGCAGCCCGAAACCACAGACUCUGUUUGUCAACUUCAAUUGAAGCCAUCUUCAUCUCAGAGACAACUUUUCUCAUCUGAGAAUGUAAGAACAGUACUUUUCCCAGUGGGGACACCUAGACCUGACCCUGCUGUCCACUGUCUCCCUGUUAUAUGGCUGUCUAAGCAUGGACAGAACUUCUUCCAUACCUCUACUCCUCACCGCUCCCUGCCUGCGCCUCUCAUAUGGCUGGUACUCAAACCCCUGCAGAAGAUAGUGGCUAUUAUACUGGGCAGGAGUAUCAGGAAGUGGUGGUUGGCUCUCCCGCCCAAUAAGCAGCAGCUCGUGCGUCAGAGGGUCUGGCGUCGCCGUUGGCAGCUGGUGGCCGGGGGUAUGGUUGCUAUGGUGAUCAUGGCAAGUUUCUUCCUGACUCAUCUGGACGAAUCGCCCAUCACGGGACGCACACGCCUCCUAGUGUUCAGUAGAGAGAACUACAUGGAGCUGGCUGCAGUGACAGGAGAUGGGUACAUGGAGGAAUUUGCUGAGUUGAUGGUUCCAGAGAAGGACCCUCGUCACCAGGUGGUGAAGAGAGUGGUGGAGCACCUGGCCCAGAGGAACAAAGACAUCCCAGAGGUCUCCUCUGUUCCAUGGAGAGUCCACUUGGUCGACAGCCCUACUGUCAACGCUUUCGUACUGCCUAAUGGAAAGGUGUUUAUGUUCACUGGGAUGUUGGAGGCCGUUGCAGAUGUUCACCAGCUCACCUUCAUCCUGGGACAUGAGAUGGCCCACGCAGUGAUGGGACAUUCUGCAGAGCAGGCCAGUAUGUCUCAUGUGGUAGACUUCCUGUCUCUGAUCCUGCUAACAGCCACCUGGGCCGUGUGUCCUCGAGACAGCAUGGCUGUACUGGGACAGUGGUUACAGACGAAGCUCACACAGUUCUUGUUUGAUCGUCCUUAUAGCAGGAAGUUGGAGGCAGAAGCUGAUCAGGUUGGACUCCAGCUGGCUGCCAAGGCAUGUGCUGAUGUGCGGGCAGGGCCAGUGUUCUGGCAGCAGAUGGAGAUCAGUGACCAGCUGAGAGGAGAACCUACAGUACCAGAGUGGCUCUCUACACACCCCUCUCACAAGAACAGAGUUACACAGCUGGACCGGCUGGUCCCACAGUACCUGGAGUUGAGGGAGAGCUGUUCCUGUCCUGCCCUCCCUGCUACAGACCCCAGAGCUGUCUUCGCUCAGAGUGUCAAAGUGCUGCUGGAUGCUACUAGGGACCUGGAGGGAGAGGCGGGGAAGAGACUGAAACCACAAGCUCUGUCCCAGACCCCAACGUCAGACCACAGAAGGGCUCCACACCCAGGGGGACUGGCUACUGCCCUGCUAGCGUCCUCAGCCACAGGCUCACCUCCAGCCCUGACCCUAGACACUGCUACCCACCUCUAACCCCCGGGCCACUACCCUCGCCCCCCCCCGUCUUCCCAACCCCAGGCCUAGUUCCAGUCAGUGAUUGUAGCUCCUUGAUUGCUAAUUGACUGAUGUUUGUAAGGUCUUGUAAAAUUGCAGUUGUCACCUGCUUCUGUGGAAUUGCUGCAGAAAGGUUUCAGGUAGCGGUUCUGUUUACUGCGUGUAAGAGGGUACAGGGAGAUGCUUUGAGUGUAUAGUGUGAACACAUAGAGAUAGUAUCCUGUUUUAAUUGGAAGAUUUCAAGUGGGGACAUGCUGCACUCAAUGGCCUAAUGAGCAUAUACAGUGAGGUCCAAAAUGAUUGACUCCCCUGAUAAAGAUGAGCAGUAAUGACUGUAUAAAUAAAUAUGACUAAUAAAUACAUUCAAAAUCAAAAUUGACAUCCCGGCCCUAAAGAUUGACACCUCUAAAGUAAAGUAGUCAAACGUGUGUAUUUUGUCCCAUGUUCCUAUCACGCAAAGCUUGGGACUCUACAAACCUGUUGGAUGCAUUUGCAGUUUGUUUUUGGUUGGGUUUAAGAUGAUUUAGAAUAUAUUUCUCGACACUUCUACAUUCUACCACGGAUUUUUUUUUUUUUUACCUUUAUUUAACCAGGCAAGUCAGUUAAGAACAAAUUCUUAUUGUCAAUGACGGCCUGGGAACAGUGGGUUAACUGCCUGUUCAGGGGCAGAACGACAGAUUUUUACCUUGUCAGCUCGGGGGUUUGAACUUGCAACCUUCCGGUUACUAGUCCAACGCUCUAACCACUAGGCUAUGCUGCUGCAUAAUCCUGAAUGAAUUGUGAAUAAUGAUGAGUGAGAAAGUUAGAGGGUCAAAGAUCAUACCCCCCAACACAUGCUAACCUCUCACCAUUACCAAUAACAGAAGAGAUUUAACAAGUGAUUGUUCAAACUAUGGCUACACAUAUGCAGAUCUAUACACACCUCACCGAAACUGACAACCAAUCAUUUAACAGGAUUUCCGAAAUCACGUUUGUAGGGAAUAUGAAGGUCAGAACAUCUCAACUUUACAGUAUAUAAAAGAGUAAAAGACUAGAUUGAGUUAUCCUCUCUUUCCAAAGACCACAACCUGGAAGUCACUUAACAUGUGAAAUUAACCUCUUUGAUUGACCAAAACUGGGAACAUAUAAAUAACAUUCUAACAACAUUGAGGAAAUGUCUUGGUCACCCUGAUACAAACCAUGUAAGAAUGUCCUUCAGAAAGUACUCAUACCUCUUGACUUAUUCACAUUUUGGUUUUCUGGGUAGACCGUGUGUAGGCACUGUGUCCUGUAUGUCACCUACUUUAUUUACACUGUCGUGUCCAUCCAUCACCACCUGUUGCAAUGUGUUUUUGUGGUAAUGUGGCCAUCAAGUUCAUUUAAAUGAGUUUUAUGUCUCGCCCUGAAGGAAUGGUAUUGUGUUGUAUUUUAGUGUCAAAGAUCUUUGUGGAAUCAUAGAAAUGUGUAGUUUUGUACAAAUCAUGUAUUGAACUAGCCAAAGAACAUAUUUUUUAUACUAGAAUGUUCAUCUUAGAACCUGACAACCUACAAAUGAAUGGGUUUUGA